AUGUCUGCCGCUGAAGUCACCAAGCCCGUCGAGGAGACUGUUGCUCCCGUCGCCGAGACCUCCGUCGCUGAGCCUGCUCCUGCUAUUACCGAGCCUGUUGCUGAAGUUCCCGCUGAGGCCGCUCCCGCCACCGAGGCCACUGAGGCUCCUGCUGCUGAGACCACUGAAGCUGCUGCUGUCGAGGCUCCCAAGGAGGAGGCCAAGGAAGAAGUCACUCCCGCUACCGAUGGUACUCUUGGCUACAAGGGACCUGGUCUCGUCAAGAGCUUCCGCUUCACCAAGCGCUUCUUCUACUUCUCCGAGGAUGCUGUCGAGGCCAAGCACUUGACCUCUUACCUCGCCUCUGAGAAGGGCUCUGCUGCUGCUCAGCGCACCGCUGCCUGGGCCACCCAGACUGGCAAGGGUCUCCUUUUCUUGACCAAGCGUGCCGAGGACAAGGCCACUCCUGCUGGAAUCUUCAACUUGUCUGAGGUCAGCGACAUCGCCAAGGAAGGAUCCACCGAAUUCUCUUUCAAAACCCACGGACACAAGCAUGUCUUCCAGGCUACCUCUACCGCUGAGCGUGACGGUUGGGUUUCUGCCUUGAACACCAAGUCCGCCGAGGCUGAGGCUGACAAGGAGACCGUCACCGGUAGCGAGGGCUACAAGGCUGAGCUUGAGAAGAUCACCAAGCCUGCCGUUGUUGCUGCUGCCGUCAAGGCUACCCCGGCUCCUGAGAAGGACGCUAAGGAAACCGAGGCCGCUACUGCUGAGGAUAAGAAGGAGGAGAAGAAGGAGGACAAGAAGAGCCGCUCCCAGUCUCGCAAGCGUGCCUCCAUCUUCGGAAGCAUCUUGGGCAAGAAGGAGAAGGAAGAGGUCAAAGAAGAGGCUCCCGCCACCACCGAGGCUGCCCCUGCUGAGGAGACGGCUGUUGCUGAGACUGCUGCUCCUGCUGAGACCACUGAGGCUCCCGCCGCUGAGGCCACUACUGAAGAGACUGCUCCCGUUGAGGCUGCUGCUGCUACCGAGACCCCUGCUGAGGAGGAGAAGGAGGAGGCCAAGCCUGCUGCUAAGACCAAGCGUGCUUCCAUCUUCGGAGACUUCUUCAAGAAGGUCGCUAGCCCCAGCAAGGAGAAGACCGAGGAGGAGGUCGCCCCUGUUGCAAGCACUGCUCCUCAGCUCGAGAACCCUGUUGACGAGACCGCCGUUAAGCCCAUUGAGCCUGAGAGCGUGACCGAAGCUCCCGCUGUUGAAGCUGCUGCUGCUGCUGCUUCUUCCUCUGAGACCCCCGCUGCUGAGGCCGCCACCGAGGAGAAGAAGGAAGCCACCACUCCCGAGAAGCGUCGUACCUCUUUGUUCGGUACCUUGGGCAAGAAGGCCAAGACCGAGUCCACCUCUGACGGUGAGGGAAAGAAGACCAACAAGCUUGGUGGUCUCUUCCGCAAGCCCAGCAAGGCCGUGAAGUCCGAGGACGACAAGAAGAAGGAGGCUGCUCCCGCUGAGACCAUCCCCGAGGGUGAAGACAAGCCUGAGCCCAUCGCCAAGGACGCCCCUGCUGAGGAGGCUGCUGCUCCCGCUCCCAUCGAGAAGGCUGACGAGACCGUCGUCGCCGCUGAGCCCGUCAGCGUCGCCCCCACUGCGGCCCCUGUCCAGGCUGCUGCUUGA
Talaromyces amestolkiae is the source of this 1644-nucleotide messenger RNA. RefSeq lists its product as uncharacterized. The transcript is spliced from 3 exons. The coding region runs from base 1 to 1644 and encodes 547 amino acids. Lineage: Eukaryota; Fungi; Ascomycota; Eurotiomycetes; Eurotiales; Trichocomaceae. The record is from RefSeq and is a predicted model, not a curated record.